Parnassius apollo (apollo) is the source of this 3368-nucleotide messenger RNA. The record is from the annotation of a GenBank genome assembly. Lineage: Eukaryota; Metazoa; Arthropoda; Insecta; Lepidoptera; Papilionidae.
AUUUAUUUUACUUUUCUUCAGCGUCACCCGUUCACUAUUCGAGUAAUAAGUAUAAUGGCGAACCGACCACAAGUCUUGACAGGGAUUUCCAAAGAAGAAAAAAAGAGCAAGCACUGGAAUUAAAAAUUCAAGAAGCCUUUCUGCGCUUUAUGGCAGUUACGUUACAAGGAUACCGAAGUUACUUGAUACCGAUAACGAAAGCACCGACGAUAGGCACCACCGAUCCGCAUGCGUUAUUUCAUAUGGAGGCGUUCCUUCGGUCCAGGGAUAAGACGCAGCAGCGGUUCUUCGCUCUGAUGAUGCGCACGCAGAUGUUCACGCGAUUCAUCGAGGAGCGGUCGUUCGUGUGCGACGCGGAGCAGGGGCUGACGUUCUUCGACGAGUGCACGGAGCGCGUGGCGAGCGACGCGCCGCUGCUGGGCGCCGACGCCGGCAACGCCUCCGAACGCACCGUGUUCGUGCUGCCGCCCGAUCCGCCCGACCCCGAACGAACAUACACGUACAGUAAGUUUGAGCUGGAUAUGGAGUUGCUGGAGCGCAGCCGCGGCGCCAGCGCUGGUGGGGGCGGCGGCGCGCUGCGGGCCGUGCCGGCGGCCGCGCUCGCGUCCGUCGAGUCGCUCGCCGAAGCCUCGCCCAUGGCGCGCCGCACCAAGCACGAGAUAGCCGCCGCGCAGAGAUUGGCACGAAAAGCAAGCCUUUCACCAGAAGCGUGGGCGAAAUGUUUGCUUGGAGCUUGUUACUCCCUCUAUUUCCUGGCGCUGCCGUGUCGACUUAUGUUGUACCGGGGGAAGGAGCAUGCGGCUCUGAGGGCUGCUUUCGAAUUGCUCGAGCGAGCUACGAAGUUAAGAGUUCCUUGUGAUGAGGUGUGCUACCGUGUGAUGAUGCAGCUAUGCGGCAUCUACUCGUUGCCAGUCCUGGCUGUACAGUUGCUGUUCCUCAUGAAGCGCGCAGGCCUUCAGCCCAACGCGCUCACCUACGGAUACUACAACCGAUGCGUUCUGGAAGCAGCCUGGCCUAAAGACAUGCCUAGUGGAUCGCAGUUGCUGUGGAACAAGUUGCGUAUAGCCGUUAUGGGUGCGGCGCUGUUCCGCAAAGCGGGCGCGCUGCGAGCCAGUCGGGCUAACGCACAACACAACCUUUCCGGCAGCGGUGGCGGCGUGCAGGGCGCAUGCGAGCCGGACGCGGCCGCGCCGCCCACGCCGCUCGCGCUGCCCGGCCCGCACGAGCCCGCGCGCAGCCGCACCAGCAUUGACUCGGGCGGUGCGUUAGAAGCUCUGUGGCGACGCGCCAACAUUGUGCGAGCGGCGUCGAGGCGUCCACACGCACACGCACUGUCUGCCGCCGCCGGUAUACUGAUCUCAGGUUUACCUUCCAAUCCUGAUUUGAGUGAAGUGGCUAGACCAAGAAGCAAUUCCUUGGAAAGCGAAAAUACCGGUUCCCCCACACCGUUGCCAGUAACUGAAAAACGUCAGACAAUACACGUCAGUCCAGACAGUCCGUCGGACCUGCGUAUUUUGACCCGGUCCCAGAGUUUUGCCGGUGACGCGCAGAUUGUACAAAGUUUGCAGAAGUUAUCCUUUUCCAGUGGGGCUUCAAAUAGCAAGUCACGCUGUUCGAGGACCUUGAGUUUUCCCGAAGAACCAGAGAAAGAAGCAGCUGCGGUGGAAGCAAAGGAAAAAACAAAGUCUUCGCCCCUUAAGGUGUGUCCGCGCACGCCGGUGCUCACGGACGACCCGCUGGGCGCGCUGCGCGCGGCACCAGGCGAGCACAACGACUCGCCCGCGCCGCCCAGUGCGCCUCCCGCGCCGCCCUCCCCGCCGCCGCCGCGCCACGAGCUCAGCGCCAGCCCCAAGCUGUUCCGCCGCCGCGCCGGCUCCUUCGCCGACGAGGACGAGCGGGGCGCACCCUGCGGGAAACUGCACAGGAGUGAGACGGCACCCGCUGGUACGGUGUCUUCAAGUCUGGUUAGCCUGGGUAACACUCUGAAGAUCAGCUUUGGACGCUAUUCGCCCAGCAGGCUGUCGUUGCGCAAGGAAAACAUAAAAUUGGGAAAAGCUAUGAUCGAGAGCUACUUCAGCCCAACGAGUAUAGCCGGCAAGAAGUCUAACGAGCUGCUUCAAAGUGGCCUUAGCAGUCUUAAAUCAGCCGCUACCAGCAUGGCGAAGAAGUUUGACGAGAUGAAGGAAGUAAUCUCGGCCAACUCGACGCCAGUGAAGGGAGCGUUCGGAAAUGCGACCAGUGCAUUAACAAGCUUCAUCACAGAAGAGGACUCUGCUGAUGGCUCGUCGGAAGUCAAUCCUGAUGAGUGGUCUAUGGGCGGUGCAUUCAGACGCGCGUCAAGUGAAGCGGAGCUGGUCUGCAGUAUGGAGCGCGGUUCCCUCGCUACGCUGCUAUCGCAGCUGCCCGACAAUCUCUACCCACUACACGCGGAGGGCGACCGCAGCGUACGUGCGGCGGUGGAGGCGGUGGUGACGUCGUGCUCGCAGUGCCACCAGUGCCUGUGCGCGCUGUACGACGAGGACAUCAUGGCGGGCUGGGCGGCCGAUGACUCCAACCUCAACACGCGCUGCACCGCCUGCGGCCGCCACACCGUGCCGCUGCUCACCUGCACGGUAAUACGUGAGGGGCAGACACAACCAGAGACAAUUAGUGUGCCGUAUUUAAAUCCUUUGGUUUUAAGAAAGGAAUUUGAGUCGAUAUUGGGUAGGGAAGGGGAUUCGUGUCUAGCGGAACCGGAAUUUGUGGAGUCUCAUCCGAUAGUAUACUGGAACCUAGUUUGGUUCUUGGAGCGUGCCAACAUUGAUAACCACCUACCUGAUCUGCUCUGCCCCAACUUUGCCGCAAAAUACCAGAGCUGUGACACACUUCACGAUGCCGACAAAUAUGGUUGCGUGGUGCGUUGCUACUGGGAGGGGUCGCGGGCGGGUGAGGCGUGCGGCGCGGGCGGGGCGGGCGAGGCGGGCGCGCCGCUGCACGCCGUGUGGCGAGCUCGACGCGCGCAGCCGCCGCGCUCGCAGCAGCUACGCGCGCUGCUGCUCACCGAGCACGACUCGCGCGCCGCGCACACAGUUAUAUUGGCGGUGUUAGACGGACUGCUAAGUAAUGACUUGUCGGACGCGUUGCGAAAGCUCGCUGCGUGGCGUGAGACUUCUAGUGGCAACAAACGAUAUCCGUCCUUCUACAGGGACAUCGUGUUCCUGGGUAUGUGCGCGCUGGGCCCGCAGAACAUCGACCUGGUGGCGCUGCAGCGCGAGUACACGCGCGCACUCGAGCAGCUGGGCGGCGACGCGCGUGCGCUCGACCUGCCGCCUUCGCCCACCGCGCUCUGCUGUCGGCACUACUUCAAGCGCCUUGCGCUACCCCGCUAG